AGGAAAAGAAAAUCAGGAGACAAACCGGGCAGCAAUUGGCAACACGCGACCCGCCAUCACCCAAAAAACCGCCAUUUAUUCCCGCCAAUCGCCAUCGUGUUAAAAACUCAGGUUUUCCAACAUUCUACAGAGUACCAGUAGUGUAUAUGCAAAUUGACACGCAAGAGUUCUAGUUCUAACAAGAGAGGAGAGAAACAACGAGUAUCAGUGAUAAUUUCGUCGUCGAAAUUAAAAUGGGCGACAAUUUUGAGGAGCAGAAUAAGCUUCCCGAGCUCAAACUCGAUGCCAAACAAGCUCAAGGGUUUCUUUCGUUCUUCAAAACCCUACCCAAUGACCCUAGAGCUGUUCGAUUCUUCGAUCGUCGGGACUAUUAUACCGUGCAUGGUGAGAACGCAACUUUUAUUGCAAAGACAUAUUACCACACUACAACUGCUGUUCGACAAAUAGGAAGUGGAUCUGAUGCCAUUUCCAGUGUUAGUGUGAGUAAGAAUACGUUUGAAACAGUUGCCCGAGACCUUCUUCUGGAGAGGACUGACCACACUCUCGAAUUGUACGAGGGCAGUGGAUCAAACUGGAGACUUGUGAAGAGUGGGACCCCUGGAAAUUUAGGCAGCUUCGAAGAAAUUCUUUUUGCUAAUAAUGAAAUGCAAGACUCUCCGGUGAUUGUGGCUGUCGUAGCAAAUUUUCGUGAAAAUGGAUGUACUGUCGGAUUGAGCUAUGUUGAUCUUACUAAGAGGGUGCUUGGAUUGGCAGAGUUUCCCGACGAUAGCCACUUCACUAAUUUGGAGUCGGCCCUCGUUUCUCUGGGUUGCAAGGAAUGCCUUUUGCCCGUGGAGCUUGCCAAAUCUAGUGAAUAUAAAACACUAAACGACGCGCUGUCCAAGUGUGGUGCAAUGGUGACUGAAAGAAAGAAAUCGGAGUUUAAAGUGAGAGAUUUGGUACAAGAUCUUGGUAGGCUUGUGAAAGGUUCUACAGAUCCUGUAAGAGAUCUACUCGGUGCAUUUGAAUUUGCACCCGGGGCUUUGGGGUGUAUAAUGUCGUACGCGGAACUUGUUGCUGAUGAGAGCAAUUAUGGUAACUACAAGAUCCAAAGAUACGAUCUCGAUAGUUACAUGAGAUUAGAUUCUGCUGCCGUGAGGGCAUUAAAUGUCAUGGAGAGCAAAACCGAUGCCAACAAGAAUUUCAGCUUAUUUGGUCUUCUCAAUAGAACGUGUACUGCGGGUAUGGGGAAGCGGUUGCUGCACAUGUGGCUGAAACAACCUUUGUUAGAUGUAACGGAGAUAAACUGUAGGCUGGAUUUGGUACAGGCUUUUUUGGAGGAUACUGCCCUACGCCAAGAUCUGAGGCAGCAUUUGAAAAGAAUUUCGGAUAUGGAACGACUUGUGCGCUCUCUCGAGAAGAAACGAGCAAGCCUAGUUCAUGUUGUUAAGCUUUAUCAGUCAAGCAUCAGGGUUUCAUUCAUCAAAAGUGCGUUAGAGCAGUACGAUGGCCAGUUUGCUUCAUUGAUGAAGGAGAGAUAUUUAGAUCCUCUAGAAAACUGGACCGACGAUAAGCAUUUGAAUAAGUUCAUUGGUCUUGUGGAAACUUCAGUUGAUCUUGAUCAACUUGAGAACGGCGAAUACAUGAUUUCAUCGAGUUACGAUUCACAUUUAGCGUCUUUAAAAGACGAGCAAGAAUCUCUGGAGAAUCAGAUACAGGAUUUGCACAGAAAAGCAGCCAACGAUCUUGAUCUGGCUAUCGAUAAAGCUCUAAAACUAGAAAAGGGGAUACAAUAUGGAUAUGUGUUUAGGAUUACCAAAAAGGAGGAGCCAAAUGUAAGGAAGAAGCUGAAUACCCACUUUAUUGUACUUGAAACUCGCAAGGAUGGGGUUAAAUUCACAAACACAAAGCUUAAGAAACUAAGUGACCACUACCAAAAGGUAGUUGAGCAAUAUAAGAGCUGCCAGAAAGAAUUGGUCGCCCGAGUAGUGCAAACUGCUUCAAGUUUUUCCGAGGUGUUCGAAGGAUUAGCUUGGUUGCUCUCUGAAUUGGAUGUUUUACUUGGUUUUGCUGAUUUGGCCGCUAGCUGUCCCACUCCUUACACACGACCAGUCAUCACUCCAUCAGACGUCGGAGAUAUUAUUUUGGAAGGGAGUCGGCAUCCUUGUGUUGAAGCUCAAGAUUGGGUGAAUUUCAUCCCAAAUGAUUGUAAACUAGUCAGGGGAAAAAGUUGGUUCCAGAUUAUCACAGGACCAAAUAUGGGUGGAAAAUCAACGUUCAUACGACAGGUUGGUGUAAAUAUUUUGAUGGCGCAAGUUGGUUCUUUCGUCCCUUGUGACAAUGCUGUAAUUUCUAUACGUGACUGCAUUUUUGCUCGUGUGGGUGCUGGUGACUGCCAGCUACGUGGAGUUUCGACAUUCAUGCAAGAAAUGCUCGAGACUGCAUCUAUCUUGAAAGGAGCAACUGAGAGGUCAUUGAUAAUAAUUGACGAGCUAGGUCGUGGUACAUCGACAUAUGAUGGAUUUGGCCUAGCUUGGGCAAUUUGUGAGCACAUAGUUGAAGAGAUAAAAGCACCUACACUGUUUGCAACUCACUUUCAUGAGUUGACUGCUUUAGCACACGACUAUACUGGUGAUGAGCAGUCCUCGAAGAAACUUAAGGGAGUAGGUAAUUGCCAUGUGAGCGCGCACAUUGACUCAUCGAGUCGCAAGCUUACCAUGCUUUACAAGGUUGAACCAGGGGCGUGUGAUCAAAGUUUCGGUAUACACGUUGCGGAAUUCGCUAAAUUCCCAGAAAGUGUUGUCGCCCUUGCUCGAGCAAAGGCUUCCGAGUUGGAAGAUUUCUCGCCCAAAGAGAUUGGAUCUAAACGAAAGCGAGAAGCGGACCCUGAUGAUGUAAGCAAGGGUAUCGAUCGAGCUCGCCAGUUCUUGAAGGACUUCUCCGAGUUACCACUAGACAAGAUGGAAUUGAAGGAAGCCCUACAAAACGUCGGCAAAUUGAAAGAGGGCUUAGAGAAGGAUGCAGUUAACUGUUCUUGGCUUCAGCAAUUCCUCCGAUGAUGUAAGCAAAGGGUAUUUCAUUAAAUCGGGUAACUUUUUUUGUGCAAAUAGAUUCAGGCCUUAAGAGAAGCCCACAACACGAUUUGGCUUCGUUUUUUGUCGAUGGUAUUGGAUUGGAGUUCAAGUAAGAUUAUGUAUAGUGUUUUCGACCCGAAUGAGUUUGGAAAAAUCAAAUUUUCCCGCUUUUGUGCGUUGCAUAUUCCCCCGUCCAUUGCCACUGAAUUUUGCAGCUGCUUCUCAAAUGUUGUUGAUGUCUUAUGCUGAAAUUUACUUCUUAUAGCUGAUUUUAUUCGGGCCACUGAAUUCUCAGAUGGAGAUGAGUUCGGCCACGUUUCUUU
Messenger RNA from Erythranthe guttata (spotted monkey flower), 3376 nucleotides. It is a transcript of the gene MSH2, whose product is annotated as MUTS homolog 2. Gene Ontology annotation, biological process: mismatch repair; mitotic recombination. Gene Ontology annotation, cellular component: MutSalpha complex; nucleus. Gene Ontology annotation, molecular function: ATP-dependent DNA damage sensor activity; mismatched DNA binding; ATP binding. NCBI's taxonomy places the organism in Eukaryota, Viridiplantae, Streptophyta, Magnoliopsida, Lamiales, Phrymaceae. The record is from RefSeq and is a predicted model, not a curated record.